Messenger RNA from Heterobasidion irregulare TC 32-1, 1626 nucleotides. RefSeq lists its product as uncharacterized. The transcript is spliced from 9 exons. The coding region runs from base 1 to 1626 and encodes 541 amino acids. NCBI's taxonomy places the organism in Eukaryota, Fungi, Basidiomycota, Agaricomycetes, Russulales, Bondarzewiaceae. The record is from RefSeq and is a predicted model, not a curated record.
AUGUCUGACUACUACAGCGACAACUCAUUUGAUGACGAGUUAUCCAGUGCAUUAUAUAUUUGUCCGUCAUGCUCCCAACCCUAUGUCGAUGAGACACACGAUGAGAACGGUCACACAGACAAGUCGGACGAGGACGUUCACCUUCCUCAGGUCAGGGGGGCUUCUAUACAGCCGUGGCCUUAUGCCUAUAUCGCCCACGGUGGACACCAUAGCCCUUAUGCGCCACUCACACAUCCCUCACUCCCUGAAACCGAUCUUGAGGUUCCAGCCUCCUUCGCACAACGUGCACCCGCCCGGGCCAUCCAAUGGGACGACAAUAACCAGAUGGCGUGCCCGUGGCCAUUCCUGGUUCCACUUCCUGCCACACACACUUACACAGAGGCGGCCACACACUACAUCCCUACAUCUACUUUCCUGACACUGGCGCAUCCUAUUGAGGUCAAGGAACACCCUUUAAUGCGCUGCGCUGCGCCUUUCUCCUCAAUAUUAGACGCUGUCUAUCCAAUCCAGGGUCAGUGGAGAGACAUGGCAUGGAAGAUUGUGGAAGCGCCAUGCAACAUCAUCCUUCGGGUGUUGGCCAAGGUCCUUCCGUGGAUGCCCAUCGAGGAGGUCCCAAAGCCCAUCCCAGAGCUGCCGCCGUCACCAGAAACUGCCUCGGUGCCAGUGCCACAGGAGCACUACAUAGAUAUGGAGGAGGGGCCGAGGUGGAAUAAAGCAAAGGAAAGGAAGGGAAGCGAGGGGGAGGGCCAGGGAGGAAGCCAGGGAGGGAAUGGCGCGAAAGCGGAGAGGCACAUAGCUGCUGAGCCACUAUGCGGCGAGAGGAAGAGAGAUGGUGGGGCGCAAAGCCAGAUCCAUGUGGUCCAUCCACAGGCAUAUCACAGCGCCCCCAAAGAUACUACAUUUACAUCGAUGACGUCCACCCACAGGGUGGAGAUCCCCAUAGGUAAGCCAGUCCCCAAGGCUGUACCGCAGUCCAUUGGAGGGCCCUGGACAACGACACCUGGGGAGGAACAGAGAGGCGUGCAAAAGCACAAGAGGGCUGACCCUCAUAUCUGCGAUGGCCCCGAUGGGUGUAGCAAGUGGCUCUUCUGCCCGUACGACAUGCCCCGACACAAGGUGACUCUGCACCAUGGAGAAGUGCAUAAAUUUGCAUGCAAUGACUGCCCAGCCCUGUUCGUGCGCAAAGAUGAAGUGCUUCGCCAUAUGCGGGAGCACUGCCCAAACAGGGGCAGGAAACAUAACAGCGGGGGCAGUCCCUCACAGGGCCCGAGACACGAUGGUCUAGAGGGCGGUGGAGGGGGCAUGGGGGGACUGGUUGUAGUUGACCCGCUUGGCAUUGCACGACAGAUGGGAAACCGGUCAUUAUAUAAGCCAUCAUGCCUACCGCCGGGGGUGCUCAUCGCAUCAUCAACCUCGUCCACGAUGGCACCUCAAGGCCAGGCCUCAGGGCCUCUGCGGCGAAAGCUCAAAAAGGUCGUCUUUCACAAGGUUGAUCACUUCUAUCAUGGAAAUUUCCUCUCUGAUGAGACAAACAAAGUGUUGAACUCAGCGAAGCAUUUAUGUAGGGUUCCGCCCCCUCCAGGGGAGCACAAUGUCGAUGUUAAUAAUCAAUUGAAUUUACAUUGA